GGAGUACAAAGAAGAUCUCUUGGGCUACGUAACCGCGUAUGUAGAGCGUAAAAUAUCUUUACGCCUUCCUCUUGCUUCCCUUCUCGCCGUCGCCGAUGCUCUCCUCCUCUCCCUCCUCGCCGCCGCCACCGCCGCCGCCUCCAUGGGACGGCGCUCCCUGGGCGGAAACCACCUCCUCGACUGCUCUCCAACACUACCACUCCCUGCCCAAGAAGGGUAAGCCGCAGGGGCGGGAGUCCACCGUCCUCGCAGCCUUCCUCCUCUCCACCCCGCAGGACGCCCAGAGCCUCACUGUCCUCUCACUGGCCACCGGGACCAAGUGCCUCGGCACCGCUCGCCUCAACCACCACGGGGACCUCGUGCACGAUGCGCAUGCCGAAGUCGUCGCACGCCGCGCGCUCCUCCGUCUAAUAUACACCGAGGUCGGCCGGAACAGCGCGCCCGAUUGGUUGGUUGCUUCCGGCACUGGUGGGAAAUGGAAGAUGAGGGAUGGGCACCACCUGCAUCUCUACAUCACCCAGCUUCCAUGUGGAGUCAUGCCGGUUCCACCGUCUCCGUCAGAGUUGCUCAGGGAACAGCUGGAUAGUGUGAAUGGAUGCAGUGAUAUUAAGUUUGUUCAAAGGAAGCCUGGGCGUGGUGAUACAACAUUAUCAAUGAGCUGUUUUGACAAAAUCACCCGCUGGAGUGUUGUUGGAAUUCAAGGUGCAUUGCUGUCUCACAUUCUUGAGCCUUUGUACUUGUCCACCAUUACUAUUGGACAAUCACCUACUGGUGUUCUUGAAGGGUUUUCUGUUGAAAAUAAUAUCAAGAAAGUUCUCGAUGCCCGGCUGUCCUCUCUAUCCAGCAAACUGCCUUCACCUUUUAAAUUGAACAAGCCACUAUUUUUUGAGGCACCAAUCCCUCCAAAAGAGUUUCAACAGACUUCUGGAGAUGUGCCCCCUUUGACAUGCGGGUACUCGAUAUGCUGGAAUAGUUCCGGUUUGCAUGAAGUUAUCUUAGGGACAACUGGGAGAAAACAGGGCACGUCUUCAAAGGCAGCAUGUUCACCCUCCACUGAGUCAUUACUCUGCAAAAGAAGGUUGCUAGAAGCCUUUGCGUCACUUGACAAUUUCUCGGUCAAAAAGCUCGAUAUUGAGAAACUGUCUUACCGUGGAAUCAAGGAUAUGGCUCCCGAGUACCAGCAGACACUUGAGCUUCUUAGGAAGGCUCCAUUUUUUAGCAGGUGGAGUGCUAAGCCUUCACCCCUCGAUACAUUCACAGUUUCACGAUCGUCGUUGCGGGAGUCACCGUCGUGAACUCAUGACGCUGCCAUCGCAAAGGCCAACAACACGCAUGAUUGCAACGGAUGAUCUCUCGUUCGUCUCUUUCUUUUUUUUCUUUCUGCGUGUUUUCUGAAUGGAUCCAAUGAUUAGAGUCGCUAAGCAGUCAGGCACUAGUACACGGCAGUUGCAUGUAAUAGUAGCCUGAAUUCGUAGAUGCUGCAGUGCAGAGUUGCCUGGGAUAUUAAGGCCAGUGCAGUGCUUGCUGCGUACAGCUGAACUGCUCUGAUCUGGAGCAUCCAACGAACAAACCUCUUUUCAUAAAAGCAGAAGCUAGGACCAACCAGAACAAGAGGAAAACGCGUGUUAGCCUGUUAGAGGAGGGAGAGAAUCAUUUCACGGAGAGAGAGAGAAAAAAAAAAAGCAGAGGUUGGGAUUGAUCAACUGAGUAUCCUAAAUUCACAAGAUCACUUGUUUAGCUAUAUAGAUUUGCUCUUUUCUUGAUCUCUGCAGCUGAAGAAACGGAGAGCAGGAUGCUGAAAUGAUCCAAAAGAUGUGCAUAUGUAGACAUACAUAUAUGGCCUGGCAACUUUACAUCUGUGCUAGAGUAUGAUCUAAGGAGCAUUCAAUGGGUAAUGGCCCUCUUUCACUUUUGUCUUUAGUCCAGUGAGUCCUCACCGUCCUACACAUUUCUAAGCCUGAGCCCAACACCUAACAAACCAGGACAGAAGUGAUAUCAGUACAGCAGCAAGGUCAUUCUCAAGUCCAAACAUCUAGUAAUGGCGUUGUCAGCCAGUAAAUCUGCAGCUGGUGUAACUGUAACCCCUGCUACAAUCUACCACCACUCAAAGUUGUUCAUCUAGCCUGAAUUUUCUAGGGGCAUCUCUCUGUAAUGAUCAAGUUACAAAGAGAAGAAGAAGGUCUUGAGAUUUUCUUUGUUCUUUGUUAUGUUGAAUUGUUGAAAACCUUCACUUGUAAGUAAAGAGAAUAUUUGCCAAUGGCAGUGGCAUUGUGGGUGUAGUGGUGUAAUGCGGUGAGACAUAUAGUAGAGGAGUUUGUUGCUGGAUUCCUCAAAGACCCACUUGCUUAGGAGCUCCUCAAGUGAUGUACUUAAGCUUCACACCACCAUCUUCUGUAUAGUCGAUACUAGGAUAAGCUAAAAUAAUAUAUAUUAAGUUCUUGCUUUUCUUUGAGGUGUCAGAAAAAAUGAAAGAGGGUGGCAUUACUCUUGA
This is a messenger RNA of Oryza brachyantha (malo sina), 2491 nucleotides long. Its product is annotated as tRNA-specific adenosine deaminase TAD1. Gene Ontology annotation, molecular function: double-stranded RNA adenosine deaminase activity; double-stranded RNA binding; tRNA-specific adenosine deaminase activity. Gene Ontology annotation, biological process: adenosine to inosine editing; RNA processing. The transcript is spliced from 9 exons. The record is from RefSeq and is a predicted model, not a curated record. Gene Ontology annotation, cellular component: nucleolus; cytoplasm. Bases 96 to 1295 code for a protein of 399 amino acids. NCBI's taxonomy places the organism in Eukaryota, Viridiplantae, Streptophyta, Magnoliopsida, Poales, Poaceae.